Messenger RNA from Rubroshorea leprosula, 960 nucleotides. NCBI's taxonomy places the organism in Eukaryota, Viridiplantae, Streptophyta, Magnoliopsida, Malvales, Dipterocarpaceae. The record is from the annotation of a GenBank genome assembly.
CUGUUUCCUUUACAACACAACACAAUCCCAUAAGAUCUGAUUUAAUUUGGGUUCAGUAGGAUUCAAUGGAUUUGUGUGACAAUGCUAAUCUCAACCCAAGAUGAAUCAAAGUGAUCAUCAACAAAACAUGGCUAAAGAUGAUGAUGAUGAGCAGAAAAAGAUGAUGCAUAGGGAGAUUGAACGCCAAAGGAGGCAGGAAAUGACCACUCUUUGUGCUUCCCUUCGCUCUCUUCUCCCUCUUGAGUACAUCAAGGGAAAGCGGGCAGUAUCAGAACAUAUGAAUGGGGCAGUGAGUUAUAUAAAGGAUUUACAGAAGAGGAUUGAGGAGCUGCGUGUGAAUAGAGAUGAGCUGAAGAAGUUACUCGAUCCGAUCUCUUUUGAGGAAACAAGUUCCAGCAGUGCCCCUCCCGCUUCCGCUGUUGUUAGGCCGUGUUUGGAUGGGUUUGAAGUCGUGGUUAGUGCUGGCAUCGGAGUUCAGGCUUUGAGACUAUCAAGGGUUCUUGAACUGCUACUCGAAGAAGGUCUCGAUGUUAUUAGCUGUGUCUCCACCAAAGUUGAUGGAGGAUUCAUUCACAUCAUCCAAACUGAGGUGAUCGGUGAUCUUACUAUCCUGGAUACAUCUGCACUGCAACAGAAAUUAAACGAAGAGAUUUAAUUAUCUAGUACUAGCUUUUCUUCGCUAGUAACCAGUUCAGUACCUCAGCUGCCACACCUUUUGAUUUUGAUUUGAGUGUGUAAGGUUUGCUUGUUUGUUUGUUUUUUUUUUUUUUUAAUUAGACGAUGGUAAGCAAUUUCAUCUCCAAUAUCUCAAAACUUGGUUAAUAUUACUGCAUAAUACCCCUGGCAUGCAUACCCAGGUUGCACUAUCUAAUUAUGUAAGGUUCAUUUUUGUUAAUUUUGAUGGUUGGAAAUCUGUGUAUAGUUGAUGAAAAUGGUUAUCAAUAUAUUAUCGGACUCUUG